Messenger RNA from Melanaphis sacchari, 1725 nucleotides. Its product is annotated as pre-mRNA-processing factor 39-like. Lineage: Eukaryota; Metazoa; Arthropoda; Insecta; Hemiptera; Aphididae. Gene Ontology annotation, cellular component: U2-type prespliceosome; U1 snRNP; commitment complex. Gene Ontology annotation, biological process: RNA processing; mRNA 5'-splice site recognition. The record is from RefSeq and is a predicted model, not a curated record. Gene Ontology annotation, molecular function: protein binding.
UCUAAUUUAGAAAAUCAAUUACCAUCUACUAGUACUGCUGAGAAACAUAUGUUGCCACGUAGCCUUGGGACAUUGGAAAAUACUGUAAACAAUAGAAAGCGUAACCAAAAUCAGAACGAGGUUUCUAAUGAAAAUAUACAUUGGACUUUAAAGAGAAUUAAAAUUGAAGAUAAUCGUGAUAAUCUGUUUCGUCAUAUGUGGAAUUAUCUUCAACAAGAUUUUUCAAAAUUUCAUGAAUGGGUAAACAUAUUAAAUGUGGUUGAUUACCACGAUAUCGUUGAUAACGCAAGAAUGGCUUACUCUAAAUUUUUAGAACUAUAUCCGCUUUGUUACGGUUAUUGGAAGAAAUAUGCGAAUUUUGAAAAAAGGAAUAAUAAUAUAAAUGAGUUUAAAAAAAUACUAGAAAACGGUUUAAAUGCCAUACCUGUAAGUGUUGAUUUGUGGAUUUAUUACACGGACUAUCUAAAAUUGGAAAGUAAUAAUGAAGACGUUUUUAUUCGAAAAGAGUUCGAAAGAAGUUUGAAAAUGUGUGGACUUGAUUAUCAUUCUGAUCGGUUAUGGUUUAAUUACAUAUCAUGGGAAAUAGAGAAAAACGAAAUAUUUAAUGCAGUCAACAUAUAUUAUCGUCUUAUUCGUACACCAACUUCAAACUGUUUUAAAAAUUUCUUGAAGUUUCAAGAGUUUAUAUUCAAAAAUAUACCUGAAAAAUAUUUAGGUCUUGCAGAAUUUAAUAAAAGACGAAGCAUAAUAAUUGAAUCAUUAGAAACAAAUCAAAGAAAGUUGUUAGCUUCUGAUUCUUUACCACCUGGUGAUGAUAGUAUAAAUAUAACUGAAAGUACCGACAAUAAUAUUAUAUCCAUUGUAAGGAUAAGUUUUAUUGAAUCGUGGUACAAUGUUCACAGUCAAACUAUCAAAGAAUUUGAAAGUAGGAAAAUAUUUGAGGAAAAUAUAGAAAGAACUCACUUUCAUGUAAAGAAGUUGAAAAUUGAUCAGAUUUUAAAUUGGGAAAAAUAUAUUAAGUUCGAGAAAAAAGCUGGAAACCAAGAACGCAUUAUUUUCCUCUAUGAAAGAUGCUUGGUAUCGUGUGUUUCACAUGAAAAAUUUUGGUUAAGUUAUCUGGAAUACUUAUCUUCUAUAAAUAUUGACGUUACUGAUUUAUUAAUUGAUGUAUUCAAAAGAUCAUUAUUUCACCAUCCAAAGUCACUCGAUUUAAAUUUGAAAUAUUUUAAUUUUUCCGAAAACAAAGGUUGGAUAGAAAAAGCUAAUGAAACGAUAACGAAAUUAGGAUUACUUUAUCCUAAUUCAAAGGAUGUUACUAUUAGAAUAAUUAAUUUAGCUAGAAGAAAGCAAGAUGAAACCUUAAAGAGUUUAUUUAAACAUCAUUUGAUUUGUUCUCAAUCAAAAUCUUAUUCUAGUUACAUUGCGGUGAAAUAUGCACGUUUCGUUUGGAAACACGAUCGUCAGUUAAAUCUCGCGUUUAAUAUUUUAAAUGAUACCAUACGACAUAAGAACAUCAGCGUAAACGACAAUUUUGAGAUUUAUUUAACGCUUGUUGAAUUGAAAAUGGAAUUAAGUCUAAAAGAUUAUAAAUCGGUUAUAAAAACAAUUGAUGAUAUAAUAUCGGCAUGUAAGUUACUUAAGGAUAAAAUUGCAUUUUCAAAAAAAAAGGUGCCGCCUGUGACUCUGGCUGGCUUAACCAGGUCACCUUCUCUCAUCAGUGCAUGA